AUGAAAUUCAGACUUCCUCUCAAGCCGGACGAGGUCCCUGUGACCGAGAAGGAAGUACGACACGACAAUGAAGCCGUGCCAGUGCCCGACAGCAAGGAAGCCCAGGUAUCGGCCCCUGCGGUCGGGUCGGAUAGUGAGAGUGAGCUGGUAAAUCCGAACUUUCAGCAUGGUGUGCAGGCGGCACAGGCCAUGACUCAAGUUUGGUCAAUGCAACAUAUUGUUUUGGCCUACGCCCUGAUCUGGAUCAUUCACUUUGUGAUGGCCUUCGCUUCGAGUAUCAUCAUGACCCUCACGCCAUAUGUCACAAGCUCCUUUAAGCAGCAUUCCUUGACCGCCACCACGCAGAUUCUCUCUAGUCUCAUGGGCGGUCUCAUGAAAUUGCCUUACGCCAAACUCAUGGAUAUCUGGGGCCGACCGCAGGGUUUCGCAGUUAUGCUCGGCUCCCUUACUGUCGGAUUGAUCAUGAUGGCUGGCUGCAACAACGUUGAAACAUAUUGCGCUGCGCAGGUCUUCCACUCGAUUGGUACCAGCGGCAUGAACUUCACCAUGGAUAUCUUCAUCGCCGACACCUCUGCUCUGCGUAACCGAGCCUUCUGGUUCGCCUUCGUCGCAUCGCCUUACAUUGCUACUACUUGGGCAUAUGGACCCGCUGCCGAGAGUGUGCUGAAAACGAUGGGAUUCCGCUGGGGCUUUGGCAUGUGGGCGAUUAUCCUGCCUGUUGUUUGCUCGCCUCUAUUCUUCCUCUUCUACUAUAAUCAACGCAAAGCCAUCAAGGCGGGGCUGGUCCCCAAGCGCAACAGCAACCGUACCUGGUGGGCGUCAGUCGUGUACUACCUCAAAGAAUUCGACGCGCUGGGCCUCUGUCUCCUCGUGACUGGUAUCGCGCUCUUCCUCCUCUCAUUUAACCUCUAUACCAAGCAGGCCGAGGGAUGGCGCUCGCCGUUGAUCAUUUGUUUCGUGACUAUCGGCGGACUUCUCAUUAUCGCAUUCGCCCUGUACGAGCGCUUCUGGGCCCCAGUCACCUUCAUUCCUUGGAAGCUGAUGAAGAACCCCACCGUCUUCUUUACCUACACCAUGGCCGCCUCUAUCUACACGGCCUGGUACAUGUGGGACAACUACUUCUAUUCUCUGCUGAUCGUGGUCAUGAACCAAUCUGUUACCCAUGCCACCUACAUAACCAACAUCUACACCGUGGGCUCGUGCUUCUGGAGUCUUGUAAUGGGUGUCCUGAUCCGAUACAACGGACGCCUGAAGUGGACGGCGCUGUACUUCGGCGUGCCCAUCACCAUUCUCGGCGUCGGCCUCAUGAUCAAGUUCCGUGAAGCAGACACCAACAUCGGCUACAUCGUUAUGUGCCAGAUAUUCAUCGCCUUCGGUGGCGGCACGCUCGUUAUCUGCGAACAAAUGACCGUGAUGGCUGUCUCUACCCAACAAGACAUUCCCGCCGUCCUGGCCAUCGAGGGUGCCGUGAUCUCUAUAGGAAGUGCCGUCGGUUCUACGAUCGCAGGUGCCAUGUGGAUGGGCAUCUUCCCCGAGAAACUAAUGAAGUACCUUCCUGUGAGCGAGCUGGACAACUUCGCCAGCAUUUACGGCGAUUUGAAUGUGCAAGCGGCAUACCCCAUUGGAAGUGACGCGCGUAACGCGAUCAAUCGCAGCUACAGCGAGACGCAGAGGCUGAUGCUGAUCGCGGCGACGUGUUUGUAUAUCUUCACUCUUGGAUCGGUGAUAAUGUGGAAGGAUGUCAAUGUGAAGAAGAUUAACCAGGUGAAGGGACGGAUUCUGUAG
Molecule: messenger RNA, 1785 nt
Organism: Aspergillus melleus
Lineage: Eukaryota; Fungi; Ascomycota; Eurotiomycetes; Eurotiales; Aspergillaceae
Exons: 2
Coding region: 1-1785 (594 amino acids)
Biological process (GO): transmembrane transport
Molecular function (GO): transmembrane transporter activity
Source: RefSeq, a predicted model, not a curated record